Molecule: messenger RNA, 336 nt
Organism: Suillus subalutaceus
Lineage: Eukaryota; Fungi; Basidiomycota; Agaricomycetes; Boletales; Suillaceae
Exons: 3
Coding region: 1-336 (111 amino acids)
Biological process (GO): regulation of exocytosis; protein secretion
Molecular function (GO): GTP binding; GTPase activity
Source: RefSeq, a predicted model, not a curated record
AUGGACGCCGAAGCGCAAUACAUUCGCAUUGAAAUAAACGGAAGGCUCAAGGAGUACGAGAUAGGAGAAGAACGUUUUCGAGCAGUCGCAAAGACAUCUUACCGCGGGAUCGGCGGCAAUGUGAUGGUAUAUGAUGUGACGAAUCAGACAACCUUUGAUAGUGAGAUCAUCGUCGGGCAUUUGGACCGUUCACCUUACUCAGACAGAUAUCCUAUGAAGUUCCUUGGGAACAAAGCAGACGGAUCGGACUCACGAAUUGUUGUGGAGGAGCAAGGAGAAGCGUUAGCAGAUCAAUUGGGUAUCAAAUUAUGGAGACUCAUCAGGACGAGGGCGUAG